CAUGAUUCAGUUGUUCAUCGCUAUUUUUCAGACCGCAACAUCCUCAAAUGUGCGGCUGACCGGAGUCGACAUCCUUGCUGAGCAGGUGGAGGGAGCCAUGAUGGGAGAUUCCGGAGGUUCCUGUAGCACCAUGGACUUUGGGACGCAGUGCAGCGUCCAGCCAGUGUUGAUGUCCGCGGGGACACAGGCGCAGGUGAGUUUCGCAUCAGCUUCCAGCCAGACACAGGUGCCACCAGCACCAGAGUUGGCAUCCACCGCAACUGGGACAGAAGUUGGCUCUGCCCACAAGUGCACGCAGACAGUGUCGCAAGCAUCUUACUGGCCGUACUUCACUGUGGCGGUCGUGGGCUUGGUCGCACUGAGCCUGGCGAGGAGGCAAAGCUGAUGAACCUUCCCUGAAAGAUCCGAGCACCGGACCACAUCAAUGUGGGUAUCACUUGCUAGCUGCGAGUCAAGAAGAGAUCGCAGAUGGAGAAAAAACAUAGAAAAAGGGUUCCACCAUUGCGGUCUGAAUCCAGGC
This is a messenger RNA of Durusdinium trenchii, 520 nucleotides long. Lineage: Eukaryota; Dinophyceae; Suessiales; Symbiodiniaceae. The record is from the annotation of a GenBank genome assembly.